This is a messenger RNA of Diaporthe batatas, 2825 nucleotides long. RefSeq lists its product as uncharacterized. Gene Ontology annotation, molecular function: DNA binding; oxidized pyrimidine nucleobase lesion DNA N-glycosylase activity; DNA-(apurinic or apyrimidinic site) endonuclease activity. Gene Ontology annotation, biological process: nucleotide-excision repair; base-excision repair; base-excision repair, AP site formation. Lineage: Eukaryota; Fungi; Ascomycota; Sordariomycetes; Diaporthales; Diaporthaceae. The transcript has 2 exons. Bases 48 to 1337 code for a protein of 429 amino acids. Gene Ontology annotation, cellular component: nucleus. The record is from RefSeq and is a predicted model, not a curated record.
CUCUGUUGCUGCACCUUUUCAGGACUGAGUCCAGUUUCCGUGUCGUCAUGGCAGGGUCACCCACGGCGCCACUGAGGCGCAUCACGAGGGCAUCACUGGCACGCUUUGCCUACGCCGAGAGCGACAAGGGCAGCAGCACCAGCGCCACGACUGCAACGACGGCGGCAACGGCGACGAUGACGACGAACAGAAAGACCAAGACUGCAACCGCAACCACAACCACCACAGCCCCAGACAUCGAAGACAUCAUCCCCUCACCCUCCCGCAAGCGCAAACGAGCCACCGUCGUCUCCUCCUCGCAAGACCUUCUCAAUGGCCCGGUCAGCGUCAAGAUCGAGGCCUCGCCCUCCCCCCGCCGCGCCCGCAAGCCCGCACGCAGGACCAGGGACCCCUUGACGGGGGCCGAGACGGUGGUGGCUCCCUCGGGCUGGCAAGAACUCUACGACACGGCCAAGGAGAUGCGGCUGUCGGGGGCCGCCGCCAACGCAGCCGUCGACACCAUGGGCUGCGAGCGCCUGGCCCUGCCCACCGCGAGCCCCCGCGACCAGCGCUUCCACACCCUCGUCGCCCUCAUGCUGUCCAGCCAGACCAAGGACACCACCAACGCCGUGGCCAUGCGCCGCCUGCAUACCGAGCUGCCGCCGCACCGCCCCGGCGCCCCGCCCGGCCUCAACCUCGACAACAUGCUCGCCGUCGAGCCCGACACGCUCAACGGCCUCAUCUGGGCCGUCGGCUUCCACAACAACAAGACGAGGUACCUCAAGCAGGCCGCCGCCCUCCUGCGCGACCGCUGGGGCGGCGACAUCCCCGACUCCAUCGACGGCCUGGUCUCGCUCCCCGGCGUCGGGCCCAAGAUGGCCCACCUCUGCCUCUCCGCCGCCUGGGGCCGCACCGAGGGCAUCGGCGUCGACGUCCACGUCCACCGCAUCACAAACCUGUGGGGCUGGCACAAGACAAGGACCCCCGAGGAGACCAGGCUGGCCCUGCAGGCCUGGCUGCCCCGUGACAGGUGGCGCGAGAUCAACUGGCUCCUGGUCGGCCUCGGCCAGACCGUGUGUGCGCCCGUCGGGCCCAAGUGUGGCGACUGUAACCUGGGGCUCGAUGGCCUCUGCAAGGCCGCGGACCGCGCAAAGGUCAACCAGGGCCGCAGGCUACGGGAGGCCGAGGCCGAGGCCGAGGUUGACACGGGCGAUAUGAAGCAUGUCGAAGCUGUCAAGCGCGAGAUGGCCGAAGAUGCUGUAGCCGACAACUCUGGGUCUGCAGAGCUGGGCGUGGCAGAGCAGCGCACCCAACAAGAAUCGAAACCGCCGACAAAACGCCGAGGAAAGAGAGCAUGAUCGCCCGAGGGUCAGCUGUCCAGUCAGCAGUAGACGGUGUCCGUUCGGGUGUGAUGGCUGCACGUCACUGCGCUCCGAUCCACGUCCAAGACGAUCAAGAAGAUGGCCAGGUAUAAUGUUGUUUACCUAGGUAUCAACUAUCCAUGACCAAGCGUAGACAGCGUCUCCUUCCUGGCGUUAGUCGUCGUCUUGCUGCAACCGCCUCCCCAGCGAACCACCGUUGUUGAUUAGAUAUUAGACUAUUAUUAGUACAGCAGUGGUCGCUAAGCCCCGUGCGCCUCUGUUGAUGAGGUUGGUAUCGCCGUGUGGCCCCCAGCAUGGCUACUCUUCUCCCCCUCAUGACUGUCUGUCAUCAAACACCCUUGACCACCUGGGUCUUCUCGCUCUCCAGCCGGGCGGCAUUGCGCUCGUGCGACUCCUUCUUGCACUGCCAGCCACGUCAGCUCGUUGCGUUCUUCCUCGCCCCAGGCCCCAGGGCCACGGGGGCCAAGGGAAGCCCGUAGUAGGCACUCACAUCGUCUAGCCCGGUGCAGCUGUGGUCCUCAAGCAGCCGGUGCUUGCCGCAGAACCGUCCCCCGCAGAAGCCGCAAUCCCCCGCGGUGCGCUGCGGCUGAUCCUUGCAGUCUGGGAAGCUACAUCGCAUCUUCUUGCGCGCCAUUCCUUGGUUUGAGUUCGAUGAAUGGCUCGUACCCUAGGCAGCCGCUCUCGUGAUAUCGGUCUCGGUCGCUCGAAUGAGGGGGGGGUUCAAGUUAGCCGAGACUGGACCGGAAGGGAAGUUUCAGAUGAUCAAGCUAGUUUUGUGGUCGUUGAAGACCAACGCGUUGGAGCAAAGGUCGACUGGUGCUAUGAUGGAGGCGCCACGUAGUUUUGGGUAUAGCUGCUGUUGCCCGUUGGGUUAAUUACUUCCAAGGUUGUCAAUGCACAGACGGCUCGGGGCAAGUAUCAAAUCACCUUGUUCAACGGACCACGUUUCCUGAGGACCGUGUCACCUUGCUGGGUUCGAUGAGGACGUGAGGCGCACAACGACUGUGGUUCAUUUCAGGGUGGCUUCACGGUUUUCUUUUUCCACGGGGGCUGUCAAGACACCCCACUCUCUUCACUCGCCAAGGAGCACACUCGGGUAUGUGCCUUGCUGUUGUGGACAAUUUAUCAUUGAUACCUACUUAAGGACCUAGGUACCUGGGUACCUAGGUAGUAAUACUCAGGUUCCUGGACUGACCGGGGAUCCAGGCAUCGCAGCGUCUUCCUGCCACCCAACCGGCCGGGUGUUCCUGGCCAUAGGCACAGCUCCCUGAAUGCAACACUUUUUGGUGGUGCCGUCCUCAUCCGUGCAGAAUGCUUGCAGCUCUUCAAGUGCUCUCAAUGACUCCUACUACCAAUCGUGCCUGCAAUGGUAUUCCGUACAUAGUGGAAGACUGCCUCAGUCUCACUGACUCAAUAUCAUGAAUACAUGACUACUGGCAGCCUGGCUGGUCAAUGCUACACGAC